Lycium barbarum (goji berry) is the source of this 3130-nucleotide messenger RNA. RefSeq names its product phosphate transporter PHO1 homolog 9-like. Gene Ontology annotation, molecular function: inositol hexakisphosphate binding. The coding region runs from base 571 to 2880 and encodes 769 amino acids. NCBI's taxonomy places the organism in Eukaryota, Viridiplantae, Streptophyta, Magnoliopsida, Solanales, Solanaceae. The record is from RefSeq and is a predicted model, not a curated record. Gene Ontology annotation, cellular component: Golgi apparatus; cytoplasm; plasma membrane. Gene Ontology annotation, biological process: phosphate ion transport; cellular response to phosphate starvation. The transcript is spliced from 13 exons.
AACUUUGUAAAGAUAGAAAUCUUAAAUGUGACCAUUAUCAAUUAAAAAAAAAGUUGUUAAUGGGACCGCGAGUGCAUUUUCAAUUGGUGAAUAGUUCAAAGUUGGCAACCAGUGUUGCCGUGGUUCUGCCCAUUGAAAAGAACAGGCCAGCUCUGACACAGCCCCACUGGUAGGUACUUUAUUACUCCGUAGCUGAAAUAUUGAUUGAAACACAGUCACACACUGACUUUCUUGGUUGGUGCUUCUGCCAUUGUUAAUAUUACAAGCAGAAAACUUCUCAAAUCCCCAAACUAUCUAAGAUAAAGAAAACCCGUUGAUUUUACCAAGACUAUUCUUCAAAAUCUUGUACUUCUCCUUUUUCAACGACCUUCUACGAAACUUACUAGUUUUAGCGACCCUUUAAACAACUUGAUCGCUGACCUUUUCUCUACUGACGGCUACAAGCCAAAAAGCCCAACACCAACAUUCUUAUUUAAAGUCCAAUAUUUCCAUAUUUGGUAACACAAAGAUACAUACUCCCCUUCUUUCUUAAGACAAAAGCAUACUUUGGAUUAAUAAGUUCUGAUAAAGAUGAAAUUUGGGAAAGAAUUUACAUCCCAAAUGGUCCAUGAAUGGGAAGAAGCCUACAUGGAUUAUAAUUAUCUAAAGGGUGUGGUGAAAGACAUAUCAAAAUUCAACAAGAAAAAUGCACCAUUACCUGAAGUUGCAGCAACCCCAAAAGGCUCUUUAAAGAGAAGGAUAUCUAUGUAUAGAGCCUUUAGUGGACUACAAAGUAGAUUAAGUUUCAAAGGUUCUCCUAAAAUAGAAAAUGAAGAUGAAGAAGUUAUUUUAGUGAGUGCACUGGAGCAAGAAGGUUCACUGGGCCACCAUCAAACUAAGUUUCUUAUGUCAUCUGAAAAAGGUGGAGAAUAUGAAGUGGUUUUCUUUAGAAGACUUGAUGAUGAAUUCAACAAAGUGUUAACUUUUUAUCAGAAAAAAGUAGGGGAAGUGAAGGCUGAGGCUAAUGAGUUGAGUAAACAAAUGGAUGCACUUAUUGCUUUAAGAAUUAUGGUUGAUAAGCCUUCGAUUGAAAUGCAUAGUGAAACCAUAGAUGAUAGUGCCUUGUCUCCAGCAUCAUUGAAAAGUCCAGGUGGAUCACACAUGGAGGCAAUUGAAGAAGUUGAGAUGACCGGUGAAGAAAUUGAGGAAGAUGGAUCAUCCAGAGGGAAACAAGAUACGCCAAAGCGCGUGCGUUUUAGGCCUGCUCCACUAGAGAUUUUGGACAAUGUAAGAAUCAAUAUCGAACCUGCAACACCUGUCUCGACUUUGAAAAAUGUGAUGAAGAAUUCAAAGGCAAACUCAUCAUUCAGCAAAGACCAGCUCAGAAAAGCUGAAGAACAAAUGAAAAAGGCUUUUGUUGAGUUCUAUCGAAAGCUUCGACUUCUGAAAAGCUACCGUUUCUUAAAUGUGUUGGCGUUUUCCAAGAUCAUGAAGAAGUACGAUAAGACCACUACCAGGAAAGCUUCUAAAUCAUACUGUGAGAGGAUUGAUAAGUCUGAUCUUGGUAGCUCAGAUGAGCUUACUAGGCUCACGGAAAGAGUGGAGGCCACGUUCAUAAAGCAUUUUGUCAAUGGAAACCGAAGGGAAGGAAUGAAAUAUUUAAGACCAAAAGCUAAAAGAGAAACGCAUAGAGUAACAUUUUUCCUAGGGUUGUUCUCUGGCUGCUCAAUAGCAUUAGUGGCAGCUAUUGCUAUAUCGAUACGUGCAGGACACCUUCUCGAGCAUGAGGGUCGUGGGCAAUAUAUGGAAAACAUAUUUCCACUCUACAGCCUAUUCGGAUACAUUGUCCUCCAUAUGCUCAUGUACGGGGCGAAUGUAUACUACUGGAGACGUUUUCGGGUCAAUUAUCCCUUCAUAUUUGGCUUCAAGCAUGGAACAGAGCUAGGUUAUAGACAAGUUUUCCUCCUUGCUUCUGGUCUUUCAGUACUUGCAUUGGCUGCUGCACUCUUCCAUCUGGAUAUGGAUAUGGACCCGAAAACAAGAAGCUACCAGCCAUUUAAAGAGCUGAUCCCACUUUUAUUGGUGAUUAUUCUGCUUCUGAUGCUUUUUUGUCCUCUGAACAUUAUAUAUCGUUCAAGUCGUUUCUUCUUUUUAAGAACUGCUUGGCACUGCCUAUGCGCUCCCCUCUAUAAGGUUACUCUACCAGAUUUCCUAUUGGCAGAUCAACUUACCAGCCAGGUUCCGGCAAUUAGGAGUCUGCAAUUCUAUGUCUGCUACUAUGUAUGGGGAAACUUCAAAACAAGAUCAAACACAUGUCAAGACAGCAGUGUUUACCAAGUCUUACAUAUAAUCAUUGCAAUUAUUCCCUUUUGGUCUCGGUUUAUUCAGUGUCUUCGUCGCUUAUAUGAAGAGAAAGAUUCGAUGCAGGGGCUUAAUGCCCUCAAAUAUUUCUCAACAAUUGUUGCUCUUGUGAUGAGGACACUAUAUGAUCAAAAGAGAGGAGUCUUUUGGAAAGUAAUGGCAGCAUCAACUUCAGGAAUUACUACAGUUGCAAACACUUACUGGGACCUUGUCAUAGAUUGGGGUCUAUUACAAAGGAAUUCCAAAAAUCCCUGGUUGAGAGACAAGCUAAUUGUGCCACACAAGAUUGUCUACUUUAUUGCCAUUGUUCUGGACGUUAUUCUGAGACUAGUAUGGAUGCAGUUGGUUCUAGAUUUUCAAGAACUACCACAUCUGCACAAGAAAGCAUUUGUUGCAAUUGUUGCUUGUUUGGAAAUCCUCCGCCGAGGCUUGUGGAACUUUUUCAGGUUGGAAAAUGAGCACUUAAAUAACGUCGGGAAAUAUCGUGCCUCCAAGUCUGUACCCCUGCCUUUCAACUAUGACGAAGACAAGAGUUUGUAAAAGGAAAUCAAAGGAAUCCAGAGUACUCGAGACUCAAAAAUGAUUUUGGAGAAUUCUUUGAUUCAUUCGUCAAUGGUGUUCAUAUUGUUCAUGAAAUUAGAAAGUGAAAGGUAUAGGACGAAAUGAUAGUUGAUUCGAGCCUCGCCUAUGUACUAUUAAAAUUGGAAAAUUACAACAGUACAAAGAUCUAUUUCGACCCUCCAGAAGAUAAAUCCUUAAUCAAGAGGCUGAAAAUGUCCAUUAUGUUUCA